CACCUGUCGUCGGACCCGGCCGAGUCGCUGGUGAUGCUCCCCAUUGGAUGGAUGUGCUUUAACGCCUCCAGCCCCAGCGAAGCCACGGGUUUCAGCUACGCCGAGACGGAGAUGAACAAGGACGGCGUGUACCGCAUCUCCAACACGCACAACAUGCUCGUCGUCCUCGGCUGCAACACCUUCGCCUACACGGCCAGCGGGAAGACGCAGGGCGGCACCGAUGCCUACACCUACUACACGGGCUGCAUGUCCUUCUGCAACAACUCGGCCAGCGCACAGGACGGCCUCUGCGCCGGCGUUGGGUGCUGCCGCCUCGACAUCCCGCCGGGCCUCACCGGCAACUACUUCAAGUUCCGUACCUACGACCACUCCACCAUGAUGGACUACAGCCCCUGCGACUACGCAUUCCUCGUCGACAGGAACAACUACACCUUCCGACGGUCCGACCUCCUCAUGGACACCAACCGGACCUCGCCGGUCUGGCUGGACUGGGCCAUCCGCGGCAACGGCUCCGCUUCUGGCGACGUGUUCUCAUGCACACAGGCGGCCAAGACGGGUCAGUCCGCAUGCGUCAGCGCGCACAGCGACUGCGUGGAUUCCACCAAUGGGCCUGGCUACAACUGCAAGUGCUCCAAAGGCUACGAGGGCAACGCCUACCUUGCCGACGGAUGCACCAAUAUAGAUGAAUGUGCACAUCCAGCAAAGUAUCAUUGCUACGGUGUCUGCAAGGACACUCAAGGAUCUUACCAAUGCACCUGUCAUCCAGGUUAUGAGAGCGAUGACCCAAGAACUGGACCCUGCGCUCCAAAGUUCCCACUUGCUGCACAGAUUUCCAUAGGUGUAAUAGGUGGUACACUUGUCAUCGCAUUAGUGGCAUUCAUCAUUAUUAUUCGAAAAGAGAAGCGGAAGACCAGGGAGUUUUAUGAGAAAAAUGGUGGUCUUACCUUGGAGAAAGCUAAAGUUAUAAAGCUUUUCAAAAAGGAGGAGCUCAAGCCAAUUUUAAGAAGUAGCAAUUUAAUUGGAAAAGGUGGCUUUGGUGAAGUUUACAAGGGGGUUGUUGAUAACAUACUAGUUGCAGUAAAGAAACCAAUUAGCGGUAAUGUGCUGGAGAACAAGCAAUUUGCAAAUGAAGUCAUCAUACAGUCUCAAGUCAUCCACAAGAACAUCGUUAAGCUUAUAGGUUGUUGCCUAGAAGUGGAUACCCCCAUGCUAGUGUACGAGUUCAUUUCCAAAGGAAGCUUGCAUGACAUUCUUCAUGAGUCCGAGAAGAGGGAGCCACUCAACUUGGAUGUGCGUCUAAGCAUUAUUGUGGAAUCGGCACAUGGUCUAGCUUAUAUGCAUUCCCAAGCCCAUACCAAAAUCCUGCACGGUGAUGUUAAACCAGCAAAUAUACUUUUGGAUGACAACUUUGUGCCAAAGAUCUCAGACUUUGGCAUAUCGAGGUUGAUUGCAGUAGAUAAGGAACACACUGCAAAUGUCAUUGGUGACAUGACUUAUAUGGAUCCAGUAUACCUACAAACAGGCCGACUGACUGAAAAAAGUGAUGUCUACAGUUUUGGGGUUGUCAUCUUAGAGGUCAUUAGCAGGAAGAAGGCCACUCAUUCCGACAAUAACAACUUAGUGACGAGUUUCCUUGAGUGUCAUAAAGAAGGGAAGAAAGCAACUGAGUUGUUUGAUAAGGAAAUUGCCAUAGCAGGAGAUUUGGAGCUUCUUGACACUCUGGCCGGUAUUGCUGUGGAAUGUCUUAACCUUGAUGUGGAUCAAAGACCAUCAAUGACAAAUGUCGUGGCACGUCUUCUCACAUUGAAUAGAUCCCGUCUACAUGCUCAUGCUCUCGUACUAAAGAGAGCGGGAAACAGAGUGAGCUCGGCCGACCCAAGAGGCGACCCCGUGCGAGACCUUGGCGUUGACCGGAGGUCUCCGGUCUCCGGUGCGCGCCGUCGUCUCCCCGGCGGCGAGCUCUGGUUGCGAUCUGAGGCAAUGCCAACGGCAUUCUUGCUGCCCGCGGUGCUCCUGGCGGCAGCGGCAGCGGCAGCCACCACGGAGGCGACCAAGAACCUCGUCGUGACUCGUGGCUGCGUGACGAGCUGCGGUGGCGUGGACAUCCCCUACCCCUUCGGCAUCGGCAGCGGCUGCUUCCGCAAGGGCUUUGAGAUUGAGUGCAUCAACAACAGCCCUGUGCUUGCCGGCACGUCCAUUCACGUGGUACACCUGUCGGGGGAUCCUGCAGAGUCGCUGGUGAUGCUCCCCGUUGGGUGGCAGUGCUACAACACAAGCAGCCCAGACAAGGUCGAGGCCAGCAGCCAUGGUGAGACGGAGAUGAACAAGCAUGGUGUGUACCGCCUGUCCAACACGCACAACAUGCUCGUCAUCCUAGGCUGCAACACCAUGGGCAACAUUGGGAGCGUCAGAACCACGCGCGACGUUGACGAAUACUCCUACUACAUGGGGUGCAUGACCUUCUGCAACUACUCGGCGACUGCGCAGGAUGGCCUCUGCGCCAGUGUCGGGUGUUGCCAUGUCGACAUCCCGCCGGGGCUCACCCACAACUACUUCUAUUUCCGUGUGUACGACCACACCGGCAUGAUGGACUUCAGCCCAUGCGACUACGCCUUCCUCGUCGACAGGACCAACUACACCUUCCGGCGGUCUGACCUCCUCAGGGACACAAACCGGACCUCGCCGGUGUGGCUGGACUGGGCCAUUCGCGGCGAUGACGACUCCACCUCAUUAUCGUGCGCUGAAGCGGCCAAGGCCACGACAACGGAGUACGCCUGCGUCAGCAAUCACAGCGACUGUGUCAACGCCACCAAUGGGCCUGGUUACAACUGCAGGUGCUCCAAAGGCUACCAGGGCAACGCCUACCUUGUCAACGGCUGCAGCAACAUAGAUGAAUGUGCGGAUCCAGCAAAGUAUCCUUGCAAAGGUGUAUGCAGGGACACCGAAGGAUCUUACCAAUGCACCUGUGGUCCAGGUUAUGGGAGCGAUGACCCAAAAACUCAACGCUGUACUCCAAAGUUCCCACUUGCUGCACAGAUUUGCAUAGGUACAAUAGGUGGUGCACUUGUCAUCGCAUUUACGGCAUUCGUCAUUAUUAUUCGGAAAGAGAAGCGGAAGACCAAAGAGUUCUAUGAGAAAAAUGGUGGUCUUACCUUAGAGAAAGCUAAAGUUAUAAAGCUUUUCAAAAAGGAGGAGCUCAAGCCAGUUUUAAAGAUUAGCAAUUUAAUUGGAAAAGGUGGCUUUGGUGAAGUUUACAAGGGGGUUGUUGAUGACAUACUAGUCGCAGUAAAGAAACCAAUUAGUGGUAAUGUGCUGGAGAACAAGCAAUUUGCAAAUGAAGUCAUCAUCCAAUCCCAAGUCAUCCACAAGAACAUUGUUAGGCUCAUAGGUUGUUGCCUAGAAGUGGAUACCCCCAUGCUAGUGUACGAGUUCAUUUCCAAAGGAAGUUUGCAUGAAAUUCUUCACAGGGUUGACAACAAGGAGCCUCUCAACUUGGAUGUGCGUCUAAGCAUUGUUGCCGAAUCAGCACAUGGUCUAGCUUAUAUGCAUUCACAGGCCCAUACCAAAAUCCUGCACGGUGAUGUUAAACCAGCAAAUAUACUUUUGGAUGACAGCUUUGUGCCAAAGAUCUCUGACUUUGGCAUAUCAAGGUUGAUUGCAAUAGACAAGGAACACACUGCAAACGUCAUUGGUGACAUGACUUAUAUGGACCCAGUAUACCUGCAAACAGGCCUAUUGACUGAAAAAAGUGAUGUCUACAGUUUUGGGGUUGUCAUCUUAGAGGUCAUUAGCAGGAAGAAGGCCACUCAUUCUGACAAUAACAGCUUGGUGACGAGUUUCCUCGAGUGCCACAAAGAGAAGAAGAAAGCAACCGAGUUGUUUGAUAAGGAAAUUGCAACCACAGGAAAUUUGGAGCUUCUUGACACACUAGCAGGGAUUGCUGUGGGAUGUCUCAACCUUGAUGUGGAUCAAAGGCCAUCAAUGACAGACGUUGUGGCGCGCCUUCUCACAUUGAAUCGAUCACGUAUGGUGUAACUUGGUUUGCGGAGUUGAGUUUUAGCAACAUGUAUGAACCUUUAUUGUGCAUCACAUUUCUUCCCAUUCCAAAGUCGAAGUGCAUCUUCAAAAAUUGUCCCGGUCGGCCUCAUUUAAUUGCCCCGCAAUGCUUGAAAUGGUGUCACGCAUGAAGGAGUCUUCAUCCAUGUCAGCAGGCUCCAAGAAGCAACCCGGUCAUGAAGCUUCUUCCGUUUCAAACAAAGGCAUCUUAACACUUGCUGAGACGUCAUAUUGAGCCCGACAUCAACGUAGCAGAUAGAGAGUUUGGGGACAAGCAAGCAGAAAAGGUAACUAGGUACCUUUAACAUCUGUUUUCUUUCCUCUGCCAACAAAAAUGCUAGUACAUGAUAUGGUGGAAUUAAGCAAUCAAGGAAAAACAGGGAGAAAUGCAACCGAUGGGCGUUUACUGAAGGGGCAGAGAGUUCAAUCGAUUUCUGAAUUUUGGAGCUAUAGUGUGUCUUGAAAAUGUGAGACAACGAUAUUCAAGACGCACCCCAGCCAUCGUCUGUCAAUCAAACUGAACGAUAUGAUGUUAUAACUGAUACAGGUUAAACUAAAUUAAUAGCGCUUACGGUAUUCAGCAGUCUGAUGACCGAGUCGACCACUUGAACAUUCACACAAAAGAGAAUUGUGAUCACACUGGUGCGUACAAAUUAUCUGGGCUGAUUGCAACCCGGUGCAGAGAAUUACAAGAGGCAAAGGAUGUGUGUCUUCUCUGCUUUUUGCCGGUUAAGCAAGGACACCUGAUGUUCUCAAGUCACAUCCAAGUAUCAAUUUUUGCUUACGGGAUCAAGUAUCGGAAUUUCAUUGUACAUAAUGCAGCCAAUAGUAGUUUGUGGGUUUUCUCCCCUCCACCUCACCCUUGGGUGUAGAAGAAUGGAGCAGACAUCUGGAAGUUAAAAAAAAAAGGAGCAACCAACUGCAGAUUACAGUGAAUCUGGCCAUUUUGCACCUGAAACAAAAUGCCAUCAGAGAGCAUGCCAUCAGCACGGCAAUGCCAGAGUUGUUCCCAGCCAAAAAUCAGCAAGAAGCUCGUUGGCCAUCAACACUCGGCAGGCAAUAAUAUUUUACUAGGAAAAAAAAGAGGCAAUAAUACAUCAGAAUAACGCGUCGCUGCGAUUCAUGGGUUAGAACUCUUUCGAUUAUUUUUUCUACAAGUUGCAACUAGCUACUCUUGGUCUUAUCUACGACAAGUUGCAGGUCUCCCUUUCGAUUAGUACGCAAUCAUGUGUUUUUCUAAUCACCUGUCGUGUUAGUUAUACAUUAUUGUUGGGCAAUCACGGGUAUUAGCAUAAAUAUAUGGUGCACGCAAAACCCGGCGACUUCACAUGCCAACUGCCCCGAUCGAGGAAGGCAUCUAGCAGAGGAAGACAUUUGCAAACUUGCAAAUUUACAGCUGGACCCUUGAAACUACAAAUUGUACGAACACACGGGAUUCAGAAACUUCCACCUGAAGCAAAAAAGCUCAAACUUCAUAUAUGCUCCCUUAGAGAUUUUACUACGGACUGCAUACGGAGCAAAAUGACUGAAUCUACACUCUAAAAUAUGUCUAUAUACAUCCGUAUGUAGUUUGUAUUGAAAUCCUAGAAAGGUUUGUAUUUAGAAACGGAGGGAGUACACAAAAACCCAAGAUGGGUGCUAGUUAAUUUGAUUUUCCGAAUUUACAAAUUGGACUGACCCGGCCGUCUUCUCCAGCGCGCGUCUUUCAAAAUGCGGGCUGCCUCUGCACCCAGCCGGCCGGCCAUUUCUUUAAUUGAUGGCGACUGGGACUUGGGUACCAGCUACUGCAGGGAGAAAGCAUAUGCCCGGUCAGUCCAGAUCUAGAUCUACUUAUUUCCCUUUGGUCAAUGCUUUUGCUUGCUCGGCAUCAUCGUUCAGCUCGUGAUCUGGAAGCCAAGAAGCAACCCAAGUCUUGCAGGGACUCUGUUCCCCGUCGCCUCCUUCGAUCUCCAUCAACGAAGGAAGCAGAAGCUAUCAAUCAUAUUCAUAUCCAUAUCUGUAUGCGCGCUAGCGCUUGAUAGAAAGCUUAUUGCCUUCGUACACGAAAAUGGACCAACCUGAGCUUGAGGUUUCGGAGAUAGACGAACUGGAACGCGUCGUAGGUGAUGCAGGAGCGAAGGCAAGACGUCUCGAGCUUUCACUUCUCGAGCGCAUAACGAAUCGUUUCUCUGAUGAACGUAGAAUUGGUAGCGGUGGAUUUGGAGAGGUUUACCUGGGAGUGCUUCCAAGUGGCCUACGUAUUGCUGUAAAGAAGCUUUACCCUAUAGCUGGAUUGGAUGAAAUUGCAUUUGCAAAUGAAAUUUCUAUCAUUAUGAAGGUUGCUCACGAGAACAUAGUGCGACUCAUAGGCUACUGUGAUCACACGAAUCAUGAACACAUCGAACACAACGGGAAGUUGAUUUUCGCAAAGUACAGACAAAUAUUGAUCUGUACGGAGUAUAUGCCGAACGGAA
This is a messenger RNA of Aegilops tauschii subsp. strangulata, 6509 nucleotides long. Lineage: Eukaryota; Viridiplantae; Streptophyta; Magnoliopsida; Poales; Poaceae. The record is from RefSeq and is a predicted model, not a curated record.